CUCGCCAGGAUGGGGAAGAGAAGGGGGAGUUUCCAAGAGGGAACUUGACCCGUUAGGAGCCGCGGCCAUGACGGCGCGCUCUUCGCCUUCACAGUUCCCUCUGCCCUCAGGGCGACAGUCAGGCCCCAGGUCCCCACGUGUUGGGCGGGGACCUGAGGUACAUGCAGUGCGCAGCGAGGCCUCGGGUCUUGCCGGCGCAGCGCGAGAGCCAGUCCUGGACAAGAGUGAUAUAUCCUGGCGGGGCGAAGAAGGGUCAGGGGGCCGGCGAGGGCCAGGGCGGGUAGUUCUGGUUCAUGCUCCCGUCCUCAGCGCGCCCUCGGGGUCUCGGCGGCUAGAGGAGCUCUCGGUAGAGGAGGCGAUGGUGACCCGGACGGAGCUGCUGGAGAAAGAGCUGAGCAGCCUAAAGGAGGAGCUGGCCCUGUGUCAGGCUGAUAAAGAAUUUGUAUGGUCUUUGUGGAAGCGUCUCCAGGUGGCAAACCCAGAUCUCACACAUGCAGUCAGUUUGGUUGUGGAAAGAGAAAAACAGAAAUCUGAAGCAAAAGACAGAAAAGUUCUAGAAAUUCUGCAAGUCAAGGAUGCUAAAAUACAAGAAUUGGAACAGAGAGAAUCAUUACUAAAACAGGAAAUAAAUGACCUUGUAAAACGGAAGAUUGCAGUAGAUGAAGAAAAUGCUUUUUUCAGGAAAGAAUUCAGUGACUUGGAGAAGAAAUUUAAAGAUAAAAGUCAAGAAGUUAAGGACACUAAGGAGUGUGUACAGAAUAAAGAAGAGCAAAACAGACUAGUUAUAAAAAGUCUGAAGGAGGAAAAUGAGAAAUUAAGUACCCGCUGCACAGACUUGCUAAAUGACCUGGAGAAACUGAGGAAGCAAGAAGUACAUUGGAGAAAAGAAAAAUAUAGCAUUGAUGCAAAAAUAAAGAUCUUUGAAGACAGUUUAUUUGAAGCAAAGAAAGAAAUUGAAGUAUCACAGAGUAAAUAUAAUGCCCUAUCAUUACAGUUGAAUAAUAAACAGACUGAACUUAUUCAAAAGGAUAUGGAUAUUACCCUGGUCAGGAAGGAGCUGCAGGAGCUGCAGAAUCUUUACAAACAAAACAGUGCACAUACGGCACAACAAGCAGAGCUGAUCCAGCAGCUUCAGGUUCUCAAUAUGGAUACCCAAAAAGUACUGAGAAAUCAGGAAGAUGUUCACACAGCUGAAAGUAUAUCAUAUCAAAAACUUUACAAUGAAUUACAUAUUUGUUUUGAGAAAACAAAAUCAAAUGAAGCUGUGCUUCGGCAAAGUGUUAUUACUCUUCAGGAUCAGUUAUUUCAAAAAGAGCAAGAAAAUGCUAAAUUAAAAGAAAAACUUCAUGAAUCCCAAGGAACAACUUAUCCUUUACCUCAAGACAGUGAUUCAGACCACUCAGCACAGGUAUCUCAACAGCCAUCCUUAUCGAGUUUGGAAACAUUAAUGGUUUCACAGAAGUCUGAAAUUGAGUAUUUACAGGAGAAACUGAAAAUAGCAAAUGAAAAACUGUCUGAGAACGUAUCUAGUAACAAACAGUUUUUGGAGAAAAGCAUCAUGACAAGUGCUGAAGUAAAACAUAAGGAACCACCUGUGAAACGUUCAAGGUCUUUGUCCCCAAAGAGCUGUUUCACAGACUCAGAGGAGCUAAGGAAGCUGAGAGAAGCUGAAAGAAAGAUUGAAAACUUAGAGAAGGCAGUACAACUAAAGAGCCAAGAAAAUGAUGAGCUAAGAGAUGCCCAUGAAAAACGCAAGGAAAGGCUACAGAUGUUACAGACCAACUACAGAGCAGUAAAAGAGCAAUUAAAACAGUGGGAAGAAGGCAGUGGCAUGAAUGAAAUUAGAAAGAUAAAGAGAGCAGAUCCCAAACAACUUCAACAAGAAGAUUCCGAUGCUGUAUGGAAUGAACUGGCAUAUUUCAAAAGGGAAAACCAGGAGCUAAUGCUUCAAAAGAUGAAUCUUCAAGAAGAAUUGGAUGAACUUAAAGUACAAAUAUCUAUUGAUAAGGCAACAAUACAAGAAUUGAAUAGGUGUAUGGCAGAGAAAAAAGAAGAACAUCUCUUUAGAUACAGCGAAGAUGAUGAGGUCAAGACGAGUACUCCAGAGAAGAAUGGGAAAGAAAUGUUGGAGCAGACAUUACAAAAGGUCAUUGAGUUGGAAAAUCGACUAAAAUCUUUUGAGAAAAGGUCAAGAAGAUUAAAGGAAGGGAAUAAAAAAUUAAUGAAAGAAAAUCAUUUCCUGAAAACUCUCUUAAAAGAGCAUCAAGAAGAUGCAGAGACCAGAGAGAAAGAGCUAGAACAGCUAGUAAAGGAAAUUAAAGAUGUAGAAAAAGAAAAAACUGAACUUCAAGUAAAAAUCAUUGAGCUGGAGAGAGAAGUCACUUCCUUACAGAGACAAGUGGCAGAAGCUAAUGCAUUGAGAAAUGAAAAUGAAGAGCUCAUGAACUCGGUGGGGAAAGUGCACCAGUUAGCACACAAAGCUAAACCUGAGAUGGCCACCAUGCAAGUGAGAUCUGGACAGUCUGACUGUAAGACAACCACUACCAAGGUUAAAUUUAAAGCUGCCAAGAAAAAGUGCUCUGUGGGUCGUCGCUACACUAUUCUCAAUCACUCCAUCAAGGUUAUGAGCAAUGUGUUUGAGAACCUCAGCAAGGACGGAUGGGAGGAUGUGAGUGAAAGCAGCAGUGAUUCUGAAGCACAGACCUCUCAAAAUUUGGGAACAAUUAUUAUAGAAACAUCCCAGAAAGUAAGUCCUACAGAAGAUGGAAGAGACCAGAAAGAAAGUGAUCAAACAGAAGAUAGCCAAACACAAGGAAAAGAAAUAGUACAAACAGGCUCAAAUAUAAGUGGCGAGACCCCAAAGGAUAAUUUUCAUUGUAAGAAUACCAAAAAACCAACUUUUCAAAAGAAGAAUGGUAGUAUGCAAAAGAGCAUACAGCAUUUACAUACAGCAUUUCCUACUGGAGUCAACCGAGAAAAGUACAAAAAUGUGCCUACCCAGAAAUUAAGUAGCAGCAUUAUCUCAUUAAGAGAACGGAUUACAUCCUUGCAACAACAAAACAGUGUACUUCAGAAUGCCAAAAAAGCAGCAGAAUUGUCUGUUAAAGAAUAUAAGGAAGUUAAUGAAAAGCUUCUCCAUCAACAGCACGUAUCUGAUCAACGAUUUCAGACAAGCAGACAGACCAUAAAGAAGCUAAGUUCAGAUUUGGAUAGUCUUCGGAAAGAAAAGGAAGAUUUGUUAAAGAAAUUGGAGUCUUCAUCUGAAAUGACCAGUUUAGCAGAAGAAGUUUCCCGAGUAACAGUUCCACGGGUACAGGUUACAUCAUUUGGUCCUUCAAGGAGCAUGGAUUUGGAAUUUAAGCAAUUGCACUGUAAACUAAAGAAUGCAACUAAUGAACUCACUAAACAGUCAUCAAAUGUGAAGUCUCUAAAAUUUGAACUCCUCUCAAAAGAAGAACACGUAAAGGAAAUGCAUGAGAAGAUAUCUCGAAUGGAGAGGGAUAUAACUAUGAAAAGACAUUUGAUAGAGGACUUGAAAUUUCGACAGAGAGUAAAUUUGGCAAGUAAUGAGAAUUUUAAUGAAAUGUUAGAAAAUCUUGAAAAAAAGAUAAAGACAUUAACUGAAGAGUGUUCCAACAAGAAGGUAUCAAUUGAUUCACUAAAGCAAAGACUUAAUGUUGCUGUAAAAGAGAAGUCACAAUAUGAACAGAUGUAUCAGAAAACAAAAGAGGAGUUAGAAAAAAAGGAUAUCAGGCUUACUCUCCUGGUAUCAAAAUUAAAUGAGACUGAAUCUGCAAUGACAGAAAUUGAAACAGCAGCGUCUAACCAGCUUCAAGCAUUAGCUGUGCAAAGUGAGCAGGCCCUAGAAGGUGUACAGAAGAAAUUGCUGUUAGCCAAUGAGAAAGUGGAAGAGUUCACCAUAUUUGUGAAGGCUUUGGUAAAAGAGUUACAAAGUGAUGUUAAUGUAGUAAGGCGACGAAUCAAAGAGCUUAAAAAAAUGAAAAAAAACAGGGAUUCUUGCAAAACCUCAACCCACAAAGCUCAAACCUUGGCAGCUUCUAUCCUGAACAUUUCACAGUCAGAUCUAGAAGAAAUACUAGACACAGAAGAUGAAGUGGAAAUUGAAAAGAUAAAGACAGAUGCUGAAAAUGAUAAGGAAUGGCUGCUACACAUUCAGAGACUUCUUGAAGGACAGCUUCCUUUUGCCACAUCUUUACUAGAAGCAGUACUGGAGAAAAUAAAUGAAAAAAAGAAACUAGUUGAAGUAUAUUUCACAAUUAUGAAAGAUAUUAGAUGAUAUUAAAACAGAGAGCUUUAUCUCAAAUGUGAAAACUUUUUAUGUGGUGUGAUUGGGAAAAAUGUUCAUUGCAAUCCUGAUACAGUAUUCUGCUCCAACUAUCAAUAGUUAGGUUCAAUACUAAAAUAAGAAGUCUCUGAAACGAACUGCUGAAUAAGUGAAACUAAUUAAGUGCAUAGCCAUUUAAGACAAAACCAUGUAGCAUUUGUUUGUUGAAUGCAAAUAUUGCCACAAAUCAAUGAAAACUUAAAAAUAAUUUUCCUUCCAGUGAAUUAAAAGAAACUGGAACUAGCUUAGCACAAACAAAUCGCUUUGAGCAUAAAAAAAGAAAGUGUGAACUAAGAACUUAAUGUUUUAAGUGUUGUAAAAAAAGUGGACUUCUUACAUUAAAUUGCUAUAAAUGGGCAUACAUGAUCCAGUGAGCAGCACGUUUGUAUUUUAAGCAAAUAUGAAAUGCAUCGUAACUUAAGGAUGAGCAUUUAAUGGAAUAAACCAUGUGAUCCAAUUUCAUCUGUUCUUAUUGACAUAUUGGAUUACAUAGGUGAUACUGCAUUUUUCUAAACUAUUUGGCAAAAAUAAAAACAUCUUUUCUCUCUCUUUUAAAUUCACAAUACUGUACUUUGCAUGGUCGUGGAAUAUUAGCAAGAGACCACAAGCCCAGACUAGACCUAACAAAACUCCUACUGUUUUGAACUAAAAUUCCAUUUUUAACAGUGAUGUCAUCCUUAUUUAGAUUCGUAAAUAUUCCCACCUCAUUUUACCUCUUUGCUGUGUUCCUUCCAUACCUUUUUGGUUCUUCUGAUUCACCAAACUUAUGCUUGCCUUCCACAUUUGCCCUUGGAAUUCUCUGUUAUGAAAAUACUCCAUGCCCUGCUUUCCUUAUGGCUGCCUCCUUCUCGUCAUUUGAGUUCCCCUUUCCCUCUCCCUCAGGGCCACAUUCUCUGGCCAUACUACUGUUUAAUUUCCUUAUAGCACAAAAUUGUCUAUCUGUUCACUUACUAAUUUUCCUGUUUUCUCCUUCUCCCCCUUUCGAAUGUAGGCCCCCUGAAAAUAAUGUGGGGAUUGGCCAAACCUGUCCUGUCACCUGCUAUGUAUGGCCUACAAACUAAGAAUGCUUUUUACAUUAUUAAAUGAUUUUUUAAAAGAAGAUAAUAAUAUUUUUUAGCAUGUGAAAAUUACAUAAAAUCUAAAUUUUGGUGUCCAUCAAUAAAGUUUUAUUGGAACACA
Messenger RNA from Otolemur garnettii (small-eared galago), 5524 nucleotides. RefSeq names its product centlein (gene CNTLN). Gene Ontology annotation, cellular component: centriole; centrosome. NCBI's taxonomy places the organism in Eukaryota, Metazoa, Chordata, Mammalia, Primates, Galagidae. The coding region runs from base 68 to 4297 and encodes 1409 amino acids. Gene Ontology annotation, biological process: centriole-centriole cohesion; protein localization to organelle. The record is from RefSeq and is a predicted model, not a curated record. The transcript has 26 exons.